AGUUUAAAAAAAUUAAAAUUAAAAUUAAAAAUCUGAAGCAUGCAUCAUUGCAUCGUUUAAUAUUAUGAUUAUUCUUAUUGUUAUUGUUACAUGCAUGCAUGCGAUCUAAGCUUUUCUUUUCGUGCACAACAAGCUUACACGAGCUGAACGAUCAUAGCCAUGGUGCAUCUUCUCCAAACAUUCAACAGCAACAACAACCACAACGCCACGAAAUCCAAUUUCUUCAUCAUUUUCUCGCAAACAAACACAGCCACUACCUGAGUCCCCUCCAUUUCCUUUGCAUCCAAACAUCGACUUCCGAUUCGACAGAAAAUUCCAUAAGAUUUCAAGAUUUCACGGCCAAAAUAUAAUUAUCUCGAAUCUGGAAAUCUGUAAUUGGACAUUUUCGUUUGAAUCUGGAAUUGAGAAUCUGAGAAGCUAUUUUUGGAGAUCUAGAGCUUCUGAAUCGAAGGAAUUAGGGCUUCUUCUCGAAGCUCUCCGAACUCAGCGUCAAUGGUGUCGUGGAGAGAGUGGAGGCGAGCGCGUUGGUGAAACGGCAUUCGAUUUUGAUGGGUAACAAUUGUGUGGGACCCAACAUCAGCGGCGGAAACAGCUUCCUCCAAUCCGUCACGGCGGCGGUAUGGAAAACACGCCAGCCGGAGCCCAGGCUUCCGCCGCCGAAUGCCGGUGACAAUAGCAAUUCUCACGCGCCAGCGGCGGAUUCCUCUAAAGGAGGGUCGAGUACCGGCAAGGGUUCUGAUUCUUCAAAACGCUCUGAAGGUUCUAGAGGUGUUGAUCCCCCUCCUAUGCCGGUUCAGAACACGCCGCCUGAACCGGUUAAAAUAACCGCCGCGGAGACAAAACCGGCACCGGUUCAGGUACAACCGGUGCCGGUUGAGGUGCCGGUUCAGGCGGUUAAGCAGGAGGGGAAUAAUAGUGAAUCAGCUUCUGGGAAUAAUGAUGAUGCAGGGAAAGCCAAGAAACCCACCCAUGUUAAAAGAGUGUCUAGUAUGGGGCUUCAAGUGGAAUCUGUGUUGGGUAGAAAAACAGAAAAUUUGAAGGAUUUUUACAGUUUGGGGAGGAAGCUUGGACAAGGGCAAUUUGGUACAACAUUUCUUUGUGUGGAAAAAGGGAGCAACAAGGAGUUUGCUUGCAAAUCAAUUGCAAAGAGGAAAUUGACAACACAGGAAGAUGUUGAGGAUGUGAGGAGGGAGAUUCGGAUCAUGCACCACUUGGCUGGUCACCCCAAUGUGAUACAAAUCAUUGGGGCCUAUGAGGAUGCUGUUGCAGUUCAUGUUGUCAUGGAGCUUUGUGCUGGUGGGGAACUCUUUGAUAGGAUCAUACAGAGAGGGCAUUAUAGUGAAAGAAAGGCUGCUCAACUAGCCAGGUUGAUUGUCAGUGUUGUUGAGGCUUGCCACUCUUUAGGUGUCAUGCAUAGGGACUUGAAGCCUGAGAAUUUUCUCUUCAUCAACCAUGAAGAAGAAUCACCCCUUAAGACAAUAGAUUUUGGACUCUCAGUGUUCUUUAGACCAGGUGAAACAUUUACUGAUGUGGUUGGAAGCCCUUACUAUGUCGCGCCUGAAGUUUUGCGGAAGCACUAUGGUCCAGAAUGUGAUGUUUGGAGUGCUGGGGUAAUCAUUUAUAUUUUAUUGAGUGGAGUCCCCCCAUUUUGGGAUGAAACGGAACAAGGAAUAUUUGAGCAAGUUUUGAAAGGAGAGCUUGACUUUAUUUCUGACCCAUGGCCAAACAUAUCUGAAAGUGCAAAGGACCUUGUUCGAAGAAUGCUUAUAAGAGACCCUAAGAAGCGGAUGACGGCACAUGAAGUUCUUUGCCACCCCUGGGUUCAGGUUGAAGGUGUUGCUCCUGAUAAACCACUUGAUUCUGCUGUUUUAUCUCGUUUGAAGCAAUUCUCUGCAAUGAACAAGCUAAAAAAAAUAGCUAUUCGAGUGAUUGCUGAAAAUCUGUCUGAGGAGGAAAUUGCAGGACUGAAAGAAAUGUUCAAGAUGAUCGACACAGAUAACAGCGGACAGAUCACUCUUGAGGAACUGAAAAAUGGAUUGGAGAGAGUUGGCGCCGCUCUUAAGGAUUCUGAACUUCAUUGGUUAAUGCAAGCGGCUGACAUUGAUAACAGUGGUACCAUAGACUAUGGUGAAUUCCUAGCUGCUAUGCUCCAUCUAAACAAGGUUCAGAAAGAGGAUCAUCUCUUUGCAGCCUUCUCCUACUUUGACAAAGAUGGGAGCGGAUACAUUACACGGGAUGAGCUCCAACAAGCUUGUGAACAGUUUGGCCUGAAGGAUGUUCAUCUAGAUGAUAUAAUACGCGAAGUUGACCAGGAUAAUGAUGGACUCAUUGAUUACAAUGAGUUUGCUGCAAUGAUGCAAGACACUAAUUUUGGCAAAAUGGGUCUAUAGACAUGGGUAAAAUUGUGCAUACCUUCAAGCAUUAGCGAACUCUUUGUCUUGCCAAAUGAGGACCUGAUAGAUAACUUUCAGCUGGCACUUCUCUUCCAGAGUCCAAAUUAUUUCAGUGAAUACACUUGGAAAAUGUCUGAGCUUAAAGGAGAGGAAGCAUGAAAGGCCUGCUAAUAGAGUGUUUAUGUAUUUACAAGUUAUUUUAUUUUUGUUGAAUAUAAUCAAGUGCGAUAGAUCAUAGUGUUUCGUUCAGGGUCACUACCCUUUUUGGGGGGUUAAUGGAUGGAUGGUAGAAUGAUUUUUCAGCGCGUGAUCUAAUGGUCUUAUUGAGUGUUGUUUCACCCUCUAUAUCAAAUUCAGGACAAGUUUCUAAAAGGAGUGUUGAAGGACAAGCAUUAUGCCAUAAGAAUGAUAUUCCUGCUGCGCAAGCCUUGUGUCUAUGAUGCCAUUCCUUGCUAUUUGUGAGUCAAUCUCAAACCAGGUGCUCAUGCCGAAGAUCAUGUUGUAUCAACUCAUGUACUGUAUUUGCAUUCAUGUAUAGAGCUAAGUUAUCUGUAUCUUUUGGUUAGUGAUGUUUCAUUUUCACUGUAUAAACUCCAACCAGUACAUUUUUUCUUUUUUGUUUUCUUUUUUUGUAACUUCCUAUUUUUUAUAAGGACACACGGCGAUGAGUUUGAUAAGAUGCAAUGAAGUGAGCCUCUUUCAGAACUCAACAUUUGUUCACUGUCCAAUUUUGUUU
Molecule: messenger RNA, 3129 nt
Organism: Lotus japonicus
Lineage: Eukaryota; Viridiplantae; Streptophyta; Magnoliopsida; Fabales; Fabaceae
Product: calcium-dependent protein kinase 20-like
Exons: 7
Coding region: 549-2390 (613 amino acids)
Biological process (GO): intracellular signal transduction; peptidyl-serine phosphorylation; protein autophosphorylation
Cellular component (GO): cytoplasm; nucleus
Molecular function (GO): ATP binding; calcium ion binding; calcium/calmodulin-dependent protein kinase activity
Source: RefSeq, a predicted model, not a curated record